This is a messenger RNA of Falco peregrinus (peregrine falcon), 3456 nucleotides long. RefSeq names its product arylsulfatase family member J (gene ARSJ). The transcript has 2 exons. The record is from RefSeq and is a predicted model, not a curated record. Bases 510 to 2288 code for a protein of 592 amino acids. NCBI's taxonomy places the organism in Eukaryota, Metazoa, Chordata, Aves, Falconiformes, Falconidae.
GGCACGGCCCCCACAGCCCGGCACGGCACGGCCCGGCCCGGCCCCCACAGCCCGGCCCGGCCCGGCCCGGCACUGCCCCCACGGCCCGGCCCGCUGCCGCGGCGGCGCUGCGCCGGGGCGCUCCGAGUGGCCCUGCCAUGGGCACCGGCCCUGGGACGGGCAGGCAGCGGCGCCCCGGCGCGGGGCCGGAGGCGGGCCGAGGAUGCUGUGAGCCCCGGCGGGGCCCUGCCCACCCGGCCGGCACCGGCUCCGGCUCCAGCACCGGCUCCAGCACCGGCAGCGGGCAGGGCGGCCUCCGCCGCGCCCCCCGCCGCAGCGGCUGGAGUUGUUGAAGUUGGUGGCUCCGCUGCGCGGGGCUGCUCCCCGCCCGGCGGGCCCCCUGACGGCCCCUGCCCCCGCCUCAGAGACUCUCCUGGUUUGCUGGGUUUGGUUGGGUUUGGGGGUUUGCUUCUUUUUUCUUUUUAUUAUUCUUUUUUUCUCCUGUCUCGCUUUUGCUCCAGCCAAGGUGAAUGGCCCGCGGUGGGUGCAGCUGGCCUCACCGCCUCUGCAAGGGGAAGAUGGUGGCGGUGGGGGUGCUGGCCGGCCUCUCGGUGCUCAGCCUCCUGGCUUACGGCUACCUGUCCUGGGAUAGCCUCCGACUCGGCCCCGCGGAGACCGAGGCGACGAGGACCGGGCUGGGAGAGGGGCUGGGGGCCGGCGCCCCCAGCUCGCAGCCUCACAUCAUCUUCAUCCUGGCUGACGAUCAGGGAUUCCGAGACGUAGGGUACCAUGGAUCGGAGAUCAGGACGCCCACUCUGGACAAGCUAGCUGCUGAAGGGGUUAAACUGGAGAACUAUUAUGUUCAGCCUAUGUGCACACCAUCCAGAAGCCAAUUUAUCACUGGAAAGUACCAGAUACACACGGGCCUUCAGCACUCCAUUAUACGGCCAACCCAGCCCAACUGCUUACCUCUGGAUAACGUCACGCUACCUCAGAAGCUGAAGGAGGUUGGUUAUUCAACGCACAUGGUUGGCAAAUGGCACUUGGGGUUUUACCGCAGAGAAUGCAUGCCCACACAGAGAGGAUUUGACACUUUCUUCGGCUCGCUCUUAGGCAGCGGCGACUAUUACACUCACUUCAAAUGUGACAGCCCAGGGAUAUGUGGCUAUGACCUGUAUGAGAAUGACAAUGCGGCUUGGGAUCAUGACAACGGCAUCUACUCGACGCAGAUGUACACACAAAAAGUACAACAAAUCUUAGCUUCCCAUAACCCCAGGAAACCUAUAUUCUUAUAUAUUGCUUACCAAGCUGUUCAUUCGCCUCUUCAGGCACCAGGCAGGUAUUUUGAACAUUAUCGAUCGAUAAAUAACAUCAACAGGCGAAGAUACGCUGCGAUGCUAGCUUGUUUGGACGAAGCCAUAAACAACGUAACCCUUGCUUUAAAGAAGUAUGGUUACUAUGAGAACAGCAUUAUCAUAUAUUCUUCAGAUAAUGGUGGACAGCCAAUGGCCGGAGGAAGUAACUGGCCACUCCGAGGAAGCAAAGGGACCUAUUGGGAAGGAGGUAUCCGUGCUGUUGGGUUUGUCCAUAGCCCUCUUCUGAAAAACAAAGGGUCUGUGUGUAAGGAGCUUGUGCACAUCACAGACUGGUUCCCCACUUUGAUCACACUGGCAGAAGGGCAGAUCAAUGAAGAUAUCCAGCUGGAUGGCUAUGAUAUAUGGGAAACCAUUAGCGAAGGCAGACGUUCUCCAAGAGUAGACAUCUUACACAACAUUGAUCCGAUUUACACCAAAGCCAAAAAUGGGUCCUGGGCAGCAGGCUAUGGGAUCUGGAACACUGCGAUUCAAUCUGCCAUCAGAGUGAAUCAUUGGAAACUACUGACGGGAAAUCCAGGAUACAGCGACUGGGUACCUCCCCAGGCCUUCAGCAACGCGGGCCCCAACCGCUGGCACAAUGAACGCGUCUCCUGGUCGGCUGGCAAAACAGUGUGGCUUUUCAACAUAACCGCUGAUCCAUAUGAACGAGUGGACCUCUCUGCAAGGUAUCCAGAUGUAGUGAAGCAGUUGUUGCGGAGGCUUUCACAGUUUAAUAAGACUGCCGUUCCUGUUCGAUACCCACCUAAGGACCCUCGGAGUAACCCAAAGCUGAAUGGAGGAGUCUGGGGUCCGUGGUUUAAGGAGGAUGAAAAGAAAAAGAAAUCAGACAAAAGUAAAGGUGCGAAUAAGCAAAAGAAGAAUAAGAACAAGAAAAAAGCAAAUCGGAAAAAAGGGCAGUCAUUACAUUGCCGUUCACGUCUUGCUGGUGGAUAGACUCUAAGCACCCUCUUUUGCCAAGUCCAAGUCAGCUUGACCCAACUUUCUUGAACUUCUGACAGAAUAUCCUAGAAAUGCCAGCUCUGCACUAUGGAUAAAAGUUGUCACCUUUUAAUUUUUUCUUCGAUUUCACCAGCAGGAGAUACCUCAGUGCUCUGCCUUGAGUGUACAUAACCAUCCACAUGACAAACUUUCUCCUCUACGGGAUGAAUGGUGCUCACCCAUCACAGCUACAUUCCAGAGAUCAAUGGUGAUAACACUUAAUUUCAGUAAACUCAUUUUUUGUGGACAUGUGGUGGUUCCUUGCCUAAAUCAGUUAUAAUAUCUGGCGAAUAUGGAGAUGUUAAUGGCAGAUGUUCUCAAACUGACAGAUGAUUCAUAGAGAGGAAGGAAAAACAAAAUUUGAGAACCUCUGUGGGUCAGAAUGACAUUUUUCAAUACAAACACAGCAAAACCAUGAAGCCGUCAGAGUAACUUUUUAGAGGUAUUGGGGAGAGGGGCAUGAUAGGAGGAAAGCUGCUUUGAAUUAGACUUUGUCUGUCUUACAUAAAUCAGAAAAUUUAAAAAAUUUCCUAGGUGUGCUAAGCUCCCUCCAUUUGUAGUAAACCCAGAAGGCUGUUAUUGAACACACGUGAACAGCUAGCACACGUCACGUAUAGGUUAUUAUAGGCAUAGAGAAAAACACAUCACCAAAGUGAAUGUAAUUUUUAAACACUAAGAUAACUGUACAACAACAUAUAAAAGACAUAAUUUAUUUUACAGCACAAUACUUACUUCUCUUCCAUUAAAAGUUUAAUUACUGGGUGACACAAGGUACUCUUUUGGGUGCAAGGGUUGUUUGGGGUUUUUUCCUUUGAUUUUUCAUUUUAUUUUCACUCUAUCAUUCAGAGUUUUAUUUAACAGAUCAAUAUCCUCAGAGUACUGUAAAACCAGAAAAUACUGUAUACACUGCUAGAAUGAGAAAGGAGAAUGAUUCAGGUGCAUCAUUUCAUUAUGUAUUUGCCUCCAAUUAUUUUGAAUGUAACAAAGUGAUUAUUUAAUUUAGGAGUCACAUGAAUAUUGUUCAGUUUCUGUACAGAAGCUAGGCCAUCUUUAUGUUUGGGGGAAAAAUUCUACUUUAAACCUUUUAUUUAUGUAUCUAUUAAAAUAGUUUAUUUUUAUGGCA